Vombatus ursinus (common wombat) is the source of this 7427-nucleotide messenger RNA. RefSeq names its product sperm associated antigen 1 (gene SPAG1). Gene Ontology annotation, molecular function: protein binding. Gene Ontology annotation, biological process: axonemal dynein complex assembly. The transcript has 20 exons. Gene Ontology annotation, cellular component: cytosol. The record is from RefSeq and is a predicted model, not a curated record. NCBI's taxonomy places the organism in Eukaryota, Metazoa, Chordata, Mammalia, Diprotodontia, Vombatidae. Bases 145 to 3024 code for a protein of 959 amino acids.
UCCCCGGGCCCGCCGCUGUCCCCGGUCUUCCCCGCAGUGCCGGUGCCUUGGAGCGAGAAACGACCUACUUUCAAGGACCCUAUAUGUUGAGAGGGGAGGAGAAUAAAAGAAAAUAAAGAAGCAAAGCAACACUUAUCUGUAGCUAUGACUGAUCAAACACCUUCACUUUGGAGCUUCGGAACAACAAAAACAUUUCAAAUUCCCAUUGAACAUCUGGAUUUCAAAUUUGUUGAAAAAUGUUCAGAUGUUAAGCAUUUGGAAAAGAUUCUUGUUGUACUCAGGUCUGGGGAGGAAGGAUUUUACCCUGAACUUAUAGAAUGUUGUGAAAAACGCAUUCAAAGCCUAUGCCCUGAAAGUAGAAUCUUGCGAAAAGAGAAACCUGCAGCAACAGCAUCUAGUUUUACACGAGAAGAAUGGGAAAAAAUCGAUGGUGAUAUAAAGAGUUGGGUAUCGGAAAUAAAAAAAGAAGACUCUAAGGUGCAUUUUCAUGAAAUGGACACAUUUCAGGAAUUGGAAGGCCAUCUGCCUCCAGUUCGUGGCACAAACAGCCCCCUUAAUACUGGCAAGGAAAAAGAUAAUAAAUCUAGAUCCUCUCAGAAGAAGAAAGUACCAAGAGAUUAUGCAGAAUGGGAUAAAUUUGAUGUGGAAAAAGAAUGUUCAAAGAUCGAUGAAGAUUAUAAAGAGAAUACUACACCAAAUAUCAGCUCACAUUCACUUAAAAUUGAGAAGAAUAUUGGUACAAUAGGUCUGAGUGACAAAGAAAAAGAUUUCUUAGCUACUCGUGAAAAAGAAAAAGGUAAUGAAGCCUUCAGUUCAGGUGACUAUGAAGAGGCUGUGACAUAUUACACUAGGAGCAUAUCAGUAUCUCCCACAGUGGCUGCGUAUAACAACAGAGCUCAAGCAGAAAUCAAACUAAAGAACUGGAAUAAUGCUCUUCAGGAUUGCGAAAAAGUGUUAGAGUUGGAACCUGGAAACUUAAAGGCUUUUAUGCGACGUGCCACUGCAUAUAAACAUCAAAACAAGUACCAUGAAGCAAUAGAGGAUUUGAAGAAAGUGCUAAAUAUUGAGCCAGACAAUGUUAUUGCUAAGAAAAUCAUGUCAGAAGUUGAAAAAGACCUGAACAAGUCUCAGCCUGAAUCUGCUCCCCAAACCAAAGGGAAAAGAAUGGUUAUUCAGGAAAUAGAGGAUUCAGAAGAUGAAGAUGGAAAAAGAAGUGGAGAACAUGAAAAUGGCAGUGGAGAUAAGAAAACCGAUGUGCCCCUGAGAGGAGAGCAGAGAAGUGACCAGCCUGAAAUGGGAAAUGUGCAGAAUAAGUUUACUGGCAAAGGCAAUGGGAAAAAGUCCCGAGGAAAGGAGGCCCACAAGUGCAGAGAUCGCGCCUUGAGUGGAGGCACCUCCCAGGGACAGAACUCCAAGCCUUCACCCAGACUCGGAGGGGAAGUCAAUGGCCAUCUCGAGAGUGACAAAACUGCAGGUGGGAGCGGUGGGGCCAAGGAGGUCUCCAGACCUGGACCGGCUCCCUCUCCUCUACCCCUUCCCGCCGCCACCGCCGCAGACCUGAAAAACCAAGGGAAUGAGCUGUUCAAGAACGGGCAGUUUGGGGAGGCAGUGCUUAAAUACUCACAGGCUAUGGAAAAACUCCAGGGUUUAGGAAGUGAAAGUGCCGAUGAACUAAGUGUCUUAUACUCAAAUAGAGCAGCAUGUUACCUAAAGGAAGGCAACUGCAGUGGCUGCAUUGAAGAUUGUAACAGGGCCCUGGAACUUCAACCAUUUUCUAUAAAACCUCUCUUGAGACGAGCAGUAGCAUAUGAAACCGUGGAGCAGUAUCGAAAAGCAUAUGUAGAUUAUAAAACAAUAUUGCAGAUAGACAACAGAAUACAGGCAGCAAAUGAUAGCAUUAACAGAAUAACAAGAACUUUAAUAGAUCAAGAUGGCCCAACUUGGAGGGAAAAACUAUCACCAAUUCCAGCUGUUCCCUUCUCAGUUCAGUUACAUAGAUUAGAUGGAGGAAGUGCUGCAGUGCAGCCGACACAGGACGAAACUACUGAGUCUGGACACCAUCAAAAAUCACAGGUCACAGGUAAAAAACAUGAAGACAUGUUUGCAACCCUUAAGGAAGAAGGAAAUGAAUUUGUAAAGAAAGGAAAAUAUAAAGAAGCUCUUGACAAAUACAGUGAAUGUUUGGAGAUAAAUCACAGCGAAUGUGUCAUCUACACAAACAGGGCCCUUUGUUACUUGAAGUUAUGCCAGUUUGAAGAGGCAAAACAGGACUGUGACCGAGCUCUUGAGAUAGAAGAGGCUAAUGUCAAAGCUUUCUAUAGGAGAGGCCUUGCUCACAAAGGACUCAAGAAUUACCAGGAAAGUUUUAAUGAUCUCGACAAAGUUCUCCUCCUAGACCCAAAUGUUUCUGAAGCAAAGAAAGAACUAAAAGAGAUAACCAUAUUUCUUAGUAACAAGGAUGACACACCACUACCCAGUCAAGAAAAGGAAAGAAGGAAAAUAGAAAUUGAAGAGGUGGUGGAGAGCAGUGAGGAACAGCCUGAAGGUGGUUCUCCAGAGAAUGUCUCAAUCACCUGCCAUGAUUUGGAGAAAGGGCCAGCAGGCAGCGGGUCUCUGGCAAUGGGCUUGGAAAAACUCCACAUCUCAAAACCUGCUAAUGCCUACGAAUUUGGGCAAAUUCUAAAUGCCAUAAACACAAGGAAGGAUGAAGAAGCCUGUGCAAAGCUCUUAGCCAUCACAGAUCCAAAAGAUUUGCCAGCAUUGCUGAGUAACAAAUUGGAAGGGGAUACUUUCCUCCUCUUCAUCCAGUCUCUGAAAAAUCACCUUCUUGAUAAUGAUCCUGAAUUGGUCUAUCAGCAUCUUUUACAUCUAAGUAAAGCAGAAAGAUUUAUGAUGAUGUUGACACUGCUUAGCAAAGGACAAAAAGAGCAGACCCGACAGCUGUUCGAGGCCCUUUCAGACAAAUCAAACCAUGCGUUCACCGCAGAGGAUGUGCAGAACUUGAAAAAGCAUUAUGAGCUUUAGUCCAAGAUUUUUUUUUUUCCGAAUUUCUCUGCCCAUGAGUGGGCCCCAGGAAUAAUUGUGGGCUGGGGCUGUAAACUGCCUGGGUGAGUGGAUAAGGUUUGGUUUUGAAAGGUGCCCUAUUUUUCUGGACUGUUGAGGAUUUGCAAACAAUUGUGUACGCACAUUCUACACUCUGCUGCUCCCCUUCUACCUGUAUAUGUUGCCUUCCCUAGAGACUUGAUAUCUUUUUAUUUAAUUAGUUGGCUUGAUAUGGAUUCAUUUUGAGUGUAUUUAAGUGCAUUCACCUUUUCUAGUUUCCAUCUGUCGUUUUAGUCAUUCCUUUGGUAAAACAGUUGAGCUAAAUUUGCGUUCUCUUGUACUCUGAAAAUGGGACCUUUUAAAGUUUAAUAGAAAUAUAUUUCCUUUGUUGAUUUUUAAAAUUCCAUGAAAAUCUGAUUACUAUGACAUCUUCAUUUCUUGCCACAAAAUACACAAAGCCUGUUUUUAUACUGUUAAUGCAAAGAUGAAAUGGACAUAGUUAAAGAAAUACAGAGUAUACCAAAAGUCUUGGUGCAGCUUAAGCUUUAAUAAGCACUGACACUUUUUGGGACAUCUUGUACUUACUUCGAUACUAUGAAGACAUGUGGUUAUGAAAUAAAUGGCCCAUAUUUAGAUAAAGAUGAAAUGUGAAUUCUAGAUAAUCAGUCUUUUCAGGCUUAUGAAAGAAUAUUCAUUUACUGUUUCUCAAAGCAAUUGUGGGAAGCAAUAAUUUGCCUUUCUCAAAGAGGUCUGUCCACCAUUGCACAUGAUUUUUUUCCAAUGGUGUUUGUUGCACACAUUAUUUCAACAGUCAUAGUAAUCGUUUCUUAUUUAUAUCUGACAGCAAUCAGUCUUAAUUAAAAUAUUAAUAUUAUGGAAAAGUCCUAUAGUUUUAGUUAGAGACCUUAAAAAGCAGGGUGCUAUGUGCUUAUGAAAACAGAAACAAAAGUCAUUUUGCAAAAACCACCUGGGCUUACUCUUUCUUUGAACGGUCUCAAUCAAAUGUUUGCAUAUUUUUCAACCAGAUUUUACUACUAGUCACGUAAGUUCCCCUUUUCUUUUUGUCUGUAAAUCUGACCACAUUUACUUCCUCACUGUGAAUUGAAAGUAAAGACUUUGAGGCUUAUUAGUACUGAAAGUUUCUCUCAGUUGUACCCUAGGAUUAAAGGAACAGUAUUUCAUGUAAUCUGGGAAGCUAACUCCCUACCUAGUGUAACUGGUGCUGGGAAGACCUAUUAAAGACACUGAACUCAAUUUAUUCAGGAAGUAAGAUUCUUAGUACUGCAUUGUGUGUCUUCUGUCCCAUUUCCUCCUUUUUUUGGUAAGUUCUUUUUUCCCUUUUCUAGGAUAGAUGGUAAUAAGUAGUGGACUUCAAAAAAACCAAUGUUUCUAUACUUAUGGGCCAUCCCAAAAUCAAUGCAGAUUGUAUUCCCUCUUCAACUUAGACUGUCUGAUUGGCUGAAAAAUCCAUUACCUGGUGGCCUGCCUUCAAGUGAUGAACCUGUCUCUCCAAAUAUAGCUUAUCUGGUCCUUGGAAAGUACACAGCGGAGCCCAUACAUUACCAUUUUGUACUGAAGCUGUCUCAACUUGGUGGGAUGUGUUGGAGACUUCACUCCUUUGCCAUAAUCCUUGUGAUCCCAGGAUCUCCUUCCUGGAGAAGUACUAUACAUGAUAGAGUUAUAUUUAAAUAUGGUUUGGUUGUCUUUGAAAACAUUGUCACUAUGUCUGCAUAUGUAUUUUUUAGUGUUUUUUUUUAACUGGAAUGAUAAAAAAAGUUUAUAGAAAAAAAUAUUAUACUGACUUUUAACUCUUUUAACCUAGUCACUGUUCUCAGCUAUAGUUUUACUUAAGAACUGCACAAAUUAAAAAUGUAUUAUAAGAAGCACUCUACCUCUAGCUUUUAAAAAAGAACAUUUCUUCCUUUGAAAUAUAAAGUAAAACAGUAAAUUAUUGACUUAUUCAUAGAAUUCAUUUAUUAAAAUGAGAUCGCAAUCACUCAAGUUUUUAUUAAUUUACCAUUUUCUUUCUUUAGUAAUUUAGAAAAAAUUAUUUGUGAUGCAGUAUUUGUAGAGCUGUACAAUGAAAGAAAAAGAAAAAUGCAUAUAAAUUAUACCAAAGAACCCAUCUUCUUUAGUGACUGUCACUUGUGCCUGCUGCUUUCAAGGGUAGAAAACUGUACUUCAUAUGAAAUGGUAGUGAAUUAGAUUAAGGAUACAACUUAAAAUAUAAAAACAUUUUUUAAAAGCACCCGAGACCUUUGUUCUGGUUAGCUUUUUAUUUUGUAAUUUGCAUUUGCUGAUGUGCUGCCUGGACAAUUCACUUGAGUUUGGCUGCUCUGUAUCCUAAUUUCUUUAGUCCUCGUGCAGAUUUUGCAAUUUGUUUGGUCACAAGUUCAGAUUUUAUAAGUUGGUAGGGAGCCCAAGCUGAACUGUGGCAUGCAUAACAAUAAAAAGGUUUUAUCUGAGUAUCUCAUUCCCAUUUGACGAAUAUUAGUGGUAGGAAGGUUUGACCUGGUCCUUCUUGAAAGACUUGUUUCUGUCUAUUCCUCAAAAAAUGUGAUCCUUUUGACAGUGGCUAUCUUAUGCCAAUCAGAGUAUUCUACAUUUUCCUAUAGUAAACUUUCUUAUUAUUCAGUUCUAUCAGUUUCUCUUAUUCAGGUCUAUUAAGUGCCUACUUUCUGUCAAGCCCAGUAGAAGAGUGGGGUUUUCUGGUUAAUUAAGUAUUUUGGCUAAUUCAAUUACCUUGUGGUAUUUAUGGACUUAAAAACUUUAAAAUAAUGGUAAUGAAAUUUACUUAUGCUGCUGAACAUAAUUUAGUCUUUGAUGGUCAAGAAGUAUCUAGGAUCUCUCAAUCAUGAAAAUCAUUGCAGAAAUUGCAAAUUCUUCAUUAAGAAUGCUGUAAAAUAGUUUUCUAUGCACAGAAGUGGGACUAAGUUUCAAAUUUAUAAAAGGAAACUCAGACCCAAUUUCAAAAUUCUUUAGCCUAAAAAUCUAAUAAUGUUAAUUCCCACUCUUUUUUAAAAAUUCAGUUUUAAGUAAAUUAUUUGAGCUAACUAAAUUCAAUAUAAUAACUCACAGUCAUAGAGUGCUUUGUUGUCUGUAGGCCAUAUGAGAUAAGUAGUGCAAAUAUUAUCAUCCCCAUUUUCAAUGAGAAAACCUAUUCAGAGAGAUUAAGGAACCUGCUCAGUCAUACUGAUAAUAAGUGGCAAACUCCAGGUUAUUAAUGUUAUUUCUUUCCUGUUUCUAAAAUAUCUUUUAAAGUUUUACAAGUGAAUGAAAGGAACUAAGCCAGUAAUCUUCAAAAAUUCCUGCCUUAAUUUUAAAAUAUGUAUGUUUUUCCUUCUAUUUGAAAUUCAUUUCAUCUUUAUACCUACCCACAUCCUUGUUGCAAUCAUCAGCCAACUUCCAAGUCCCUCUCCCUUGUCAGUUAAUUCAGUUCUUGGCUCGUGGUUUUCCUGUCUGCCCCAAACCCCUUCUGUAACCCUAGUGACUUUAAUGGUAAUGGCCAAAGGCUGUGUGACCUCCAAGAUGAUGAACUCAGAUUCUUCCUCUCUAAUCCCAGUCUUCUGUCUUUCUGCCUGGAGUUGGAGUUGAAUUGGAGUACACACCCUGGGGGUGUCCAUAGAAUGGAACUAUAGAGACCACUCCAUGGAGCUGCACUAGUUGCCCAGGCCAUUUCCAGGGAAAACAUGCACUCGCCUCUAAAAAGACUUGGUAGUUUGGUAUUAUGUGGCAAAACCUGGGGCAGUUCCUUGAUCUUCUCUCUCUCCUUUCCCCAGGUGGGUUGCAGUGUUAGUUAGAAAGGAGGGGCAGCUUCCAAUUUGCUCUCUUUUGCCCUAUAGAUGGUGUCAUGUGACUGAGACUUCCAGUGAGGGGUGGGGGAAAGAUGACCCUUCACCAUAGUCAGUGACCACUCCCACAAGGGAGUUAAAGCCAGGAGACUCAACUAGGUGAGGGUUGGGCCUGGGCUUCUGGCUUCCUCUUCUGCUUUGUGCUUCCUUUCCUGUGUAGGCAACCAAACAUUGUUCUUGAAAUGGAUGUGUCCACUCAUGGGAGUUCUGGAAUUCCUGGGUCCAAAUGGCAAGAGGAGUUUCUUUGUUGGGAAGAAUGACCACCAGCAGGAAUCUGGCCCCGAUCCCUAAGCUGGAAUGGCUGAAAAAGUGGACCUGAAGUAGACUGGACCUUACAGAGCUGAAGUGACGUGUGGAAUGCCUAUUUAUUUGGUAGUCCCGCAGAUGACUUCAUCUAUGUGUAUAACUCUGGGCAGAUGUAGUUUUAAGUUAAAAGUUACUGAUUGCUAAGUCUUGUUGAAGUGCGCUGUGAGUCUUUUGGGUCCUUUAACAUCUCUUUUGUGUGUAGGAAAUAAAUACUUGUCCCACGUUUGA